Messenger RNA from Fusarium mangiferae, 1614 nucleotides. RefSeq lists its product as uncharacterized. The record is from RefSeq and is a predicted model, not a curated record. The transcript has 3 exons. The coding region runs from base 1 to 1614 and encodes 537 amino acids. NCBI's taxonomy places the organism in Eukaryota, Fungi, Ascomycota, Sordariomycetes, Hypocreales, Nectriaceae.
AUGAUGCAAGGUCGCCGUGUACCAUUCUUCCACCAUGAAUGCUUCCGCUUUAGACUUUAUGACAUAUCGGACGCCCUAACCACUUCUGGAGAAUGGAGUUUUGAACCGCCCGCAAGCGAGAUCAGUCGAUGUUCUCAUCGUAUCAAGAACCUGCUGGCCCCAAAGCUUAGAGACCAACUUCAGAUCAGACUGCCUCCCGAGACUCUAAUAACUAUUGCUGGACAUCUUGUACGAGAAUGUGCUGCUGUCACAGCUGAAGAACAGUCGCUAGGCACCGCGGUCUCUGAUACUACUGUUGACGUUACGCGAGAUAUAUACGCCAAUUAUACUGCUGUCGACGGCGUGCGUUAUGUCAAGAGCCUUUGCAAUACGGCGUCAAAUUCCGAUGACCCAGAUCACCCCACGCUACUGAGCAAAAAGAGUAAGCCAAUUGACAAAAUAUGGAUCGCUGAAGAUCAUCGUGGAAUUCGGUGUGUCGUAUUCUGUGGUAAGGAUGCCCUGCUGGUAGGGUCAACACCGAUUACGAAGUCAUGGUGGAGGCCUCUUACUAUUUCGAACGAUACCAAAGAGAUUGCAAUAAAGUCUGAUGGUAUCAAGUUGCGAGACAUCGUUUUAUCUGGUGAGAGUGGACCGAAACCUAGCAGCAACUAUGUUAGUUGGGCAGAUCUUUCACAUCCGGAGAAUGUCAUUGACAUCAUGACACUUGAGCCAAUUGGCGUUGUCCCCGAGAGACUCAGGAUGAUGCCCUUCACUUGCAACGCCAGUGGUACAACAGGAUACACGGCAGUGACAGAUGGACCAUCUGUUGCAAUGAUCCAUGCUCACGGACACGAUGAUACUAGCUUCUAUGCAGAUGUGGAUGCUGCUUACCCUCGCGACUUCUUUAUGCACAUGCCUCUAGAUGAUGGGGAAUAUGUUACUGAGAUAUGUCGAAGGCAUGGACUGGGCGCAGGGAAUCGGUCCUCGGCAUGUUUGGUGUUCACAACCAACAAAGGAAGAAAUACACUUUUUGGAACAAGUGGUCCUCCAGAGUCUUGCUUAGCGCUUGAAAAGAUCUUUACACCCGCAGAAAGCGGAACCACCAUAUGGUUCAACGACUCAUCAUCGGUGCAAUCAAAGUCACUCAGAUAUUUUGCCUACGACGUGACUGAACCACCUUCUCAACGACCCUUCCCAGCCUCAUUGGUUCCAAACGCUCCGUGCUUUUGGACUACGAGCACUGAGCCAUGGUUCGUUUCAUCCUGCAGCAUGGAAGGACUUGUGGCUAUGACCCUCUGCAGGGAUACGGCACUUGCUCAUCGACCCAUCAUCGGGAUCUUGGUAGAAUACGAGAACGGUCACCGGGAGUGUUUGGGUCAAUACCGAUUUGAUAGGACCCUUGCCAAGUUGCGGCUGGAUCAUGCUGCAGAUCUGUUUAUUGGCAGCCUAAGGACCAUACGAUCAUAUCUCUACGUUGCGGAAAUCACCACGUCUUCACCUAAUGAGAGUGGUAUCUCGUCGUGGGUGAGGGUUUUUGGACAUGGUAGACUGGAAUGGUGGUCCUCACUCCGACAUUCUAUCGUGCGUUACACAUCAACAACAGGACAGUUCACCAAUAUGGGAACAAGAACCUAA